AUGAACCUGACCGAGUUCAGCGCAAGCGAGAAGAGUUUCGAUGUUUGCCGCCUCACGAGAAGGCAAGAUGAAUUCAACGUCAGAGGUGACAUCGUUGUUCCCUUUGAGGAAUCGGAAGCGCAGUUUGACGUUUCUGAUGAAAGCAGUGUGUGUUUGGCUUCUGGGUCCGACGAUUCAAUUUUGAAGGCUACCGAUGACGACAUUGAACAGGGAUGUCGGAAACCAUACACACCCAGGCGAAGUGACCGCUUAACUUUCCUGGACAAGACUGUUUGCGCACGUGCGUGCGCGCGGCUGCUCAAAGUGGGGCAGACCGUUCUGCAAAAGCUGCGCAAUGGCGAGGCAGUCUACACCAUGAAAUGCCGACAAAGACCGCCCAGACAUCCAGCCUGGGGGUUUGCUCUGGUUGGAGAAACAGGGCAGAAAUGGAGAAGCGUCGUGCAGUACUUGUGGUACGUGUACCACUCGUCGGCUGAAUUCUUACCUACUGACUUUGUGAAAGGUUUCAAGACUUGCCAAAUGGAGCGCAAUUCCAUUGAGACGGCGUUUCCAACCCAAAGCCAAGAGGAAGAAGUGCUCCGCUCUGUCAACUCCCUCGUUGGGUCACUGCACACUUACAACUCCGAUGUUGAGGUCCACCUCAUUGGGCCUGGCUUUUUCAAAGGAGAAAGACGGAGCUUGCAACAUGGUAGCCGCACAGAGAUGUUUUAUGAGUACAGGGCCUAUUGCACUUCAAUCUCCAACGAGGAGCCAGCCUCAUUCUCUUGUUUCCUGCGGGUCGCGAACAAAAUUCUGGGGCCAGGUUUACUGGGCGCUGCGAAGUUUGUCCCAGGCCUGGUGCCGGCGGCAGGUCACGAGGACUUGGACCAGAUUUUCUCGGUCCAGGCUUCCAUGAUCAGCCGCAGUGAGUUUGACACGCCUGACCAGUUGAUAGACUUGCUGGACAGUGUUCAGGCCUACAAACUGGACGAGGUUGCCAAAUGGCAUGACUGGGUGUCAGUCCUCGGGGUUCGAGUCAAAGGGCUCCGAAAGGUUGGGCAAAUCCGGCUGGCGCUACGGAAGGAUUUGUCUCCAGCAUCUUACGGAAGUUGCAGUGUGCAGGAGAUCCGCGGUUCUAGAGCAGGGCCUGAUGAUGUUUUGCUUCUGGCCAAAAGGUACAUGGCCGAUCCGGAACCGUACAAGGUAGCGACAGUCCUCACCGCUGACCAGGCCUUUCUUUUGCGCCGCAGCUUUGCGCAGCCCGCAGGUGUGUCAGACCGCCGAACGAUUUCAGAUCGGGUGGUAAAGAACAUCCGCGGCAAGGUUCCUUCUCUUUUGAAGCAAGGCUCCUUGAGCAUGGAGGCUGCAGCAUAUCUUACCGGUUGGUGCGGGGGAACCUUGGUGAAAAAACCAAGACCAUCGUCCUACAGGUUUUUGACCAAUCGGAUUCAGACGGUCGACCCGGGCCCCAGCAUAGUGUGGGCCAAGCACGGCAGGGAGAUGCACCUGGAUUUGAAAUGUCAGAAUGAUGAGGAGGAAGCUGCCUCUGAAACAGAUGGCGAAGCGGACGGAGUAGUUGACCUUGCUUUGGACGACUAG
This is a messenger RNA of Durusdinium trenchii, 1578 nucleotides long. NCBI's taxonomy places the organism in Eukaryota, Dinophyceae, Suessiales, Symbiodiniaceae. The record is from the annotation of a GenBank genome assembly.